Symphalangus syndactylus (siamang) is the source of this 1371-nucleotide messenger RNA. RefSeq names its product olfactory receptor 5D13-like. Gene Ontology annotation, molecular function: G protein-coupled receptor activity; olfactory receptor activity. Gene Ontology annotation, cellular component: membrane. Lineage: Eukaryota; Metazoa; Chordata; Mammalia; Primates; Hylobatidae. Gene Ontology annotation, biological process: G protein-coupled receptor signaling pathway. The record is from RefSeq and is a predicted model, not a curated record.
AUGCCUCGCCCUGCUUCAGCUGGUGCACAGUGUGUUGCACCGACUGCCCUGCACCCACUGUUUGGCACACCCUAUUCUCCACAGGAACUUUCCUGGAGUCCACUAAUCUUUGCAAAAGAAGCUGCUGAGUACAUAGCAAAUGCACAAUCGGAUAGCCACGUUGGGUGUCACUACAAAAGAGGGAAAGCUUGUGCACAGCACCUUGAGCCCUCAUUCAGCUCAACAAGGGUGACACUUCCUGGGGCUAAAUGGGAGAUUGUGAACUUUGGCCCCAAGUCUUUCAGUAAAGAAAUAGAGUGUAGGAAGGACCAAGAAAAUCAGACUUCUGAAGUCACCUUCAUCCUCUUGGGCUUCUCAGAAUAUCCAGACCUUCAGAUGCCUCUGUUCCUGGUCUUCCUGACCAUCUACACAGUCACUGUGCUGGGAAACCUGGGCAUGAUCAUGGUCAUCAGGAUCAGCCCCAAACUCCACACCCCCAUGUACUUUUUCCUCAGCCACUUGUCCUUUGUUGAUUUCUGUUAUUCCACCACAGUUACACCAAAACUGCUGGAAAACUUGGUUGUGGAAGAUAGAACUAUUUCCUUCACAGGGUGCAUCAUGCAAUUCUUCUUUGUCUGCAUAUUUGUAGGGACAGAAACAUUCAUGCUGGCAGUGAUGGCCUAUGACCGAUAUGUGGUGGUGUGUAACUCUCUUCUCUACACAGUUGCAAUGUCCCAGAGGCUUUGCUCCGUGUUGGUGGCCACAUCACACUCUUGGGGGAUAGUCUGUUCCCUGACACUUACCUACUUUCUACUGGAAUUAUCCUUCAGAGGAAAUAAUAUCAUUAAUAACUUUGUCUGUGAGCACGCUGCCAUUGUUGCUGUGUUUUGCUCUGACCCCUAUGUGAGCCAGGAGAUCACUUUAGUUCUGGCCACAUUCGAUGAAAUAAGCAGUCUGAUGAUGAUUUUCACUUCCUAUGCUUUCAUUUUUAUCACUGUCGUGAAGAUGCCUUCCACUGGGGGGCGAAAGAAAGCGCUCUCCACGUGUGCCUCCCACCUGACCGCCAUUACCAUUUUCCAUGGGACUAUCCUUUUCCUCUACUGUGUUCCUAACUCCAAAAGUUCAUGGCUCAUGGUCAAGGUGACCUCUGUCUUUUACACAGUGGUCAUUCCUAUGCUGAACCCCUUGAUCUAUAGCCUCAGGAAGAAAGAUGUCUUGCAACGGUGGUGCCUUGUUUACUCAGCCUGCCUUGCUCAACCCCUUGCUGAAGGGAGUGUGCAAGUGAAAGAGUGCAGGAACUGGAGUGAGCAAGUGCAGAACCAGCUGCUUUGGUGCCAGCAGGAGCAAACUCCAUAUGAACCACAGGGCAGUAUCCAGGUGGGGUGCUUGUGA